Molecule: messenger RNA, 408 nt
Organism: Schistosoma bovis
Lineage: Eukaryota; Metazoa; Platyhelminthes; Trematoda; Strigeidida; Schistosomatidae
Source: the annotation of a GenBank genome assembly
AUGAAGGUGAUCGUUAAGUCGUUUGAUACCCGAGUCAUAGACACAAAUGACUGUCCAACUGCUGCAGAUCUAAAGAUUUUACUAGCAAACAAGGACAAUUUGCCACUGGAUAGCUUGCAGCUAUACAACUGUGGAUCAUUAAUUAGUGAUUCUCAAUCUUUGGUAUCUCUGUCGAGUGACGCAUCUAUCGAUGUCGUUGUUCCGGCAUUAGGAGGUAAGGUACACGGAUCACUUGCGCGUGCUGGUAAAGUUCGUGGGCAAACCCCGAAAGUUGAAAAACAAGAAAAACGGAAGUCUCCACGAGGUAGAGCUAAGCGUAGGAUGCAGUACAACAAGCGAUUUGUAGCAGUUGUACAACAACCUGGUGGCAGAAGAAGAGGCCCGAAUUCUAAUGUAAAGUCAUCCUAA